ACAGUGACGUUUCAACAAUGGCAUAUCAAACAAGGCGUGUUCUUCGGGUUGCAGCUUUGGCUUUAUUCUUAUUUACCCUGUUGCGUUUAUUCGAAGUUUUCAAACCACAACAACUCCAUCAAGCUUAUCUAAGAAUUUCUUCAAUUUCCUCAUCUUUAGCGUUUCAAAAUACAGAAGAUUUCAGUACGGCAGCUGAAAAGACACAAGAAAUUCACAUAGUAGCAGCUGUUUGUGGCAAUCGUACUACUCAAGCCUUAGUUAUGAUGAAAUCUGCACUGAUUAUGUGUAGUAAUUUCAUCAGAUUCACCUUGUUUGUCGACAGCCAAUCAAGUGGCAUCUUGAAUCAAACAAUACGACUCUGGCCCGGCAACAUUUUAAAACGUAUGUCGUUUGAUCUACGUCCGUUCAGUUACCCUGACGAUGAUGGCGCUGAAAUAUGGAAGAAAUUGUUCAGACCUUGUUCGUCUGCAAGGCUAUUCUUUCCAAGUUGGCUUAAGGAAGUGGAUUCAAUAUUGUACAUGGAUGUCGACGCUGUUUUCCUCAGUUCUCCAUUGCACAUUUGGAAACACUUGACCAAAAUGAAUCACGUGCAAAUGGUUGCUCUCGCUCCUGAGAAACAGAGUUAUGUAACGGGAUGGUACCCACAAUUAGCAAGACACCCAUUUUACGGAAAAUUCGGUGUCAAUACGGGAGUGAUGCUGAUGAAUUUGACCAAAAUGCGACAAUUUGGUUGGGAAAAACACAUCGUUCGCGUAUACAAAGAGUACAAAACAAAGAUACAAUAUGGUGACCAAGACAUAAUAAAUGUCUUUUUCCAUUUUCAUCCUGAAAAGCUUUACGUCUAUCCUUGCAACUAUAACUACAUCUCACAUCAGUGUGCCGAAACGAGCCUUUGUAAAGAAGGGGAAAAACAAGGAAUCCAUAUCCUUCAUGGAAAUGCAGAUGCUUUUGUUAGCGAAAGACUUCCUGCCCUAAAGGCAAUCUAUACUUCCAUCCAACAGCAUUCCUUUGGUGACAGCUUACAAAUGUUGUUUGCCAAUAUGAAAAACAAUCUUAUGAAAACUCCAACUUCAAACUCCAGCUGCCGUGACGUGAUGAGCACCUUGCCCAUGCUCUCGGUGGUUAAUUAAAUAUGCACCACAGUGCUGAGCCAAUAUGAGAAUUGUUUAAUGGAAAUUGUGUAGUUACAGUCGUGUAUCUGUAGCCUACCCUACUUGUAUGAACUGGUGUGACAAAUUACUAUCAGCUUCAACGUUUGGUUUGUUGUGUUUGUUUGUCAGUUUUCUCUUUUUGUUUAUUUCUGUUUUGUUUUGUUUGCAUUUCUUUCCUUCUUUCUGUGUCUUGUUUUAAAUUGGGUUUUGCUAUUGAAAAUAUUCGGCUGUUUAGUGCCAGAAUAUAGUAGGCUGCUUUGUCUGAUGCACAGCAGGUGCAAUCUUGGUAUUUGACUAUUGAUUUGUUGAAAUGAAUGCGAAUGAUCGCGUCAUUUGGCCUGCACCGAUGAAAAAUAGACCAUUUCACUUAGCUAAUCGUAGAUUCCCAUUGUGUGUCUUUACCCACCUUGUAGCUACCCACUAUAUAGUUUGUGCAGAGUACUAGCCUAUGUGAAGAUCACUGGGAUGACGUAGCAUAUUUUGCCACGAUGUGACAUACACGUACCUAUGGUGGUCGGCUUCGAGCCAAGACCCGU
Molecule: messenger RNA, 1687 nt
Organism: Daphnia carinata
Lineage: Eukaryota; Metazoa; Arthropoda; Branchiopoda; Diplostraca; Daphniidae
Product: glucoside xylosyltransferase 2-like
Exons: 5
Coding region: 18-1130 (370 amino acids)
Biological process (GO): protein O-linked glycosylation via N-acetylgalactosamine
Molecular function (GO): UDP-xylosyltransferase activity
Source: RefSeq, a predicted model, not a curated record